AUGCACCGACGCUUCCCCCGUCAGUGCACUAGCCGCCUUUCGUUAGUCGCGUCGCACUACUUUCCUUCAUUCGCCGUUUCUGUACUAUUAUUAUCGGCCAUGGCCAGAACAAAGCAGACCGCUCGCAAGUCCACCGGCGGCAAGGCGCCCCGUAAGCAGUUGGCGACCAAGGCCGCCCGCAAAAGCGCUACCGCCACGGGCGGCGUCAAGAAGCCCCAUAGGUACCGUCCCGGUACGGUGGCGCUACGCGAAAUUCGCCGUUAUCAGAAGAGCACCGAGUUGCUCAUUCGCAAGCUCCCCUUCCAGAGAUUGGUGCGCGAGAUCGCCCAGGACUUCAAAACCGACCUUCGUUUCCAGAGUUCCGCGGUGAUGGCGUUACAGGAGGCGAGCGAGGCGUACUUGGUGGGUCUUUUCGAAGACAACAACCUUUGCGCCAUUCACGCGAAACGAGUCACCAUCAUGCCCAAGGACAUCCAACUGGCGAGACGCAUUCGCGGCGAGCGCGCCUAAAUAGGAGGAAAGGUCUUCCCGGACGAUAUUUCAGAAAACAAAAAAAACGGUUCUUUUAAGAACCA
Messenger RNA from Photinus pyralis (common eastern firefly), 575 nucleotides. Its product is annotated as histone H3-like. The transcript has a single exon. The record is from RefSeq and is a predicted model, not a curated record. Lineage: Eukaryota; Metazoa; Arthropoda; Insecta; Coleoptera; Lampyridae. Gene Ontology annotation, molecular function: protein heterodimerization activity; DNA binding; structural constituent of chromatin. Gene Ontology annotation, cellular component: nucleosome. Bases 1 to 510 code for a protein of 169 amino acids.